This is a messenger RNA of Meloidogyne enterolobii, 283 nucleotides long. The record is from the annotation of a GenBank genome assembly. NCBI's taxonomy places the organism in Eukaryota, Metazoa, Nematoda, Chromadorea, Rhabditida, Meloidogynidae.
AAAAAUGAUAAUUCAAUCGGGAUUAUUGUUGUUAUUGUUAAUGUUUAUUAAUUCUUCCCAUUGCUGGGUUAUUGGCCCAGCUCUGGCGUCAACUGAAUAUUCGAAACGUUUACAACAGGCACAACAAUUGCGAAAUGAAAAACUGUUAGCCGGGACUUCUGAAACUUCUUUUGUUUUGACAACAGUGACUGAGACGACCAAAACACCGGAAACAACAACUGAGCCAUCAACACCCGAGGAAAUUCAAAAUGAUAAAAAUGAGAAAAAAGGGUAUUUCUCAUAA